UCCAGAUAGGGGGAUAAAAGGACGCGGUCUGGCAACCUCCCUCCUGUCAUAUUCUCACCGUGAAGCACGCCUAACGUUGCUUGAAGUUUGAACCGUUUUUACUUCUGCAGAAGCGAAACAUUAAGCUGACCAUGGCAGGAAAGAGAGCGUUAGUGAUCCUGUCUAAAGGUGCAGAAGAGAUGGAAACUGUGAUUCCUGUGGACAUCAUGCGCAGAGCCGGGAUUGCAGUGACGGUUGCGGGUCUGACAGGAAAAGAUCCAGUCCAGUGCAGCAGAAGUGUUGUAAUCUGUCCCGAUGCCAGUCUGGAGGAAGCCAGCAAACAGGGCCCUUAUGAUGUGGUGCUUCUGCCAGGGGGAAUGCCAGGAGCCAAGAAUCUGGCAGAGUCUCCUGCUGUGAAGGAGGUGUUAAAGGACCAAGAUGGCAGAAAAGGCCUGAUUGCAGCCAUCUGUGCAGGUCCGACCGCUCUUCUGGCUCAUGGCAUCGGUUACGGCAGCACAGUCACCACACAUCCUGGCAUGAAGGAGAAGAUGAUGGUUGGAGAUCACUAUAAAUAUUCAGAAGCUCGAGUGCAGAAAGAUGGGCAUUACAUCACCAGCCGUGGGCCAGGAACCAGUUUUGAGUUUGCCCUGAYGAUCGUAGAGGAACUUAUGGGGGCUGAGGUUGCAGCUCAAGUCAAGGCGCCACUCAUGAUGAAAGACUGACUCUAGUGUUCCCUCACCACUCUGGAGAAACUGUGACACCUAAACAUCUGGCUCUCUCUAUUGCACGGCAUUAUUUCUGCAAAUAAAAGGGACAUUAUCGCUGCAUAAUUACCGCAAAUGACUUCCACAUAAAUUUCCUCUGUUUGGUUCGAUGCCUAAAUAGGUUCCUCUUUGUCUUGACAGCUUCCAUUGUGCAGUCAUUAAAAGUGUAGGUGUGAAGGCUCA
Poecilia reticulata (guppy) is the source of this 926-nucleotide messenger RNA. RefSeq names its product parkinson protein 7 (gene park7). Gene Ontology annotation, cellular component: cytoplasm; mitochondrion; nucleus. Gene Ontology annotation, molecular function: oxidoreductase activity, acting on peroxide as acceptor. Gene Ontology annotation, biological process: glyoxal metabolic process; glycolate biosynthetic process; response to oxidative stress. The record is from RefSeq and is a predicted model, not a curated record. Lineage: Eukaryota; Metazoa; Chordata; Actinopteri; Cyprinodontiformes; Poeciliidae.